CGGCGGCGGCGGCGGCGGGCCAUGGCCGCGGACGUGCCCAUGCGGCCGGGCCGGCGGCGGGCGGAUGAGGACUCGUCAGACACGGACGAGGCGGGGUCGCGGGGCGGCGGGGCGCGGCGGGCGGCGGGGGCCGGCGCGCAGAUCAUCCACUCGGGCCACUUCAUGGUGUCGUCGCCGCACAGCGAGCACCCGCCCAAGAAGGGCUACGACUUCGACACGGUCAACGAGCAGACGUGCCAGACCUACCGCUUCGGCGGCGCGCGGGCCGGCGGCCGCCUCAGCAUCGACGCCUCCCUCACCAAGCUCUUCGAGUGCAUGAGCCUGGCCUACAGUGGCAAAUUGGUUUCACCAAAAUGGAAGAAUUUUAAAGGCUUGAAACUUCAGUGGAGAGAUAAAAUCCGUCUCAAUAACGCUAUCUGGAGGGCGUGGUAUAUGCAGUAUCUGGAGAAACGCAAGAACCCAGUGUGCCAUUUUGUGACUCCACUGGAUGGCUCUGUGGAGGUAGAGGAACAUCGCAGGCCAGAAGCCAUUGCGACAGAAGGGAAAUACUGGAAACGAAGAAUUGAGAUAGUCAUCAGGGAAUAUCACAAGUGGAGAACAUACUUCAAGAAAAGGUUACAGAAACACAGAGAUGAAGAUCUGUCAAGCUUGGUCCGGGAUGACGAUGUGGUUCCCUGGCAAGAAAGAAGCUAUGGCAGGGAAACCCCUGUCCCUAUGGAGGAAGGCUCCCUGCUGGAUGUGGAUAUGCUUAUGUCAGAAUUCACAGACACCCUCUUCUCCACGCUGUCUUCACAUCAGCCGGUUUCCUGGCCAAAUCCCAGGGAGAUAGGACACUUAGGAAAUGCUGACAUGAUUCAGCCAGGACUCUUUCCUCUCCAGCCAAACUUGGAUUUCAUGGAUACUUUUGAACCUUUUCAGGAUCUCUUCACCUCCAGUCGUUCCAGUAAUUAUUUCCCUUCUGUGUCUGCUGUUCCUACUGUCAGUUCUGCUACAACAGAUUCCAGCAGCCAUGCUUCCCAGUCCCCUGUCCUGCCCUCAGGUUCUUUACCCAGCGCACACCCAGCAGGAAACCUCAGCGAUGAACUGAUUGCCUCAUCGGUCCCUGCUUCUGUCAUUCCUGAUGUUGGUGCUGACCAGUGUUCUGGCAUUAGAGGUGGGGGAUCUUUCAUUCAGCCGGCAGACUUCAAUUCCGAUUCAUCUCUAAGUGGCCAGCCAUCGUUCGUGCGAGUGUUCCAGACUUCAAUGCCACUACUUCAGCCUUCUGCCUCACCGCACCAGACCCCUUUGCCUGCAGUGCCUCUGGAUGCUGGCUUGAACUCCCAGCUCUCUGCUUUCAUGGCUCCAGAAACCCAGAAGUUUGGCCUCUGCAAAUCUACUGUGAUCACCCACACAGCUUCUGCUACACAGACCCACAAUGCUCCUGCCACCACCUUCAGCCAGAGCCAAAACCUCGUCCUGGCAACGCAGCAGUCAGGGGGAGGAGUGCCUUGUAACCUGGCUUUACAGACUACCGUCAUGUCGGGGCAGCCCCAACCCCAGCUGCAGCCUCAGCUGACUUUUGCACUCCCCAAAGCCGUUCCCCUGGCAAAUGCUGGGACUAGGCCCAGACAGCCACAAAAAAUAGUGCCUGCUCCGAAGCCUGAAACAGUGUCUUUAGUACUAAAAAAUGCCUUCAUUGCCCCAGCUGCCUUUCAGGGACAGCCCAGAGCUGUGAUUGUAACCCCAGCACCUAUAAAAAGAGAAGGGAUUUUGACUCCAACCAUGUCUCAGCCAAACGUUGUAAUUGCACCAGCUGGAAUCGCCAGAGCUCCUGGGGUGGCAGAAUUCCAUAGUGGCAUUCUGGUUGGUCAAGCACAACAAGCUCCAGGUACCCAGCAAGCCCAGCCUGCUGUCUCGCACCUCUUCUCUCCCAGUGUAGUCCAGGAUGCAUUGGUGAAAAGGGAGCAAAUCCCUUCCCACAGUACCAGUUCACAAGUCCCUUCACCUACACCUAGCCGAGACUGUCAGAACUCAGGACAGGCCUCACCCUGCACCUCGGAGCAGAGCCCCAGUCCUCAGUCUCCACAGAACAAUUGCUCAGGAAAAGCCACGACCAAUCCUCAGAUGUCUGCCUUUAAGAAUCGAAGAAUAAAGCAUAUUUCAGCAGAACAAAAGAGAAGGUGUAAUAUCAAGGCUGGUUUUAAUACGCUGAACAGCUUGGUGUCCUCUAACUCCAAAUCUAUCAGCCAUGCAAUCACACUCCAAAAGACUGUGGAAUAUAUUGCUAAACUACAGCAAGAGAGAAUACAGAUGCAGGAAGAAACCAGGCGUCUCCGGGAGGAAAUUGAGGAACUGAAUGCUACCAUCAUAUCAUGUCAACAGCAACUCCCUGCUACUGGGGUUCCCAUAACAAGACAAAGAUUUGAUCAUAUGAGGAGUAUGUUUGAUGAGUAUGUGAAAAACAGGACCCUCCAAAACUGGAAGUUUUGGAUUUUCAGUAUUAUCAUUAAACCGUUAUUUGAGUCCUUCAAUGGAAUGGUGUCUACAACCAGCUUUGAGGACCUGAAUCAGACUGCAAUGGCAUGGCUGGAUCAGCACUGCACCCUCCCUGUUUUGAGGCCAAUGGUGCUGAACACCCUUCGGCAUCUAAGUACAACCACCUCCAUUCUGACCGAUCCAUCAUGCUUGCCAGAACAAGCCACCAAGGCAGUUAGUAAAAUGAACAAAACAGCUGGGGACACCUAACAACCAAAGAAGAUGUGUUGCCUAUCCAAGAAGUGGAGAACAGACCCACAGGUCUCCUUCAGGUGGUGCACUUUAGAAAAACUUCUCUCCAUCAUGUAAGACAUUGUCCAGGGCAUACGGCCUCUGUCUUCUGAGUAUGCAGAGGCGCAGUGCAACACUGUCUAAUGUUUGGGUUCCUCUCCAGUGCCACGUUAGGUUCAGCUAAAUGAGAAUGCCAAGCUCAGGUAAAUAAGCAGGCUAGAAUCCUGCAGGCAGCAAUAGAUCUCCAUCAAUGCAGCAUGCAUAGAUAUGCAGUAAACGUCUUUAUAUGACAUGCCUUUGAGUACUAAGCUCAGUGAGGUGUAACUCCUAUAUGACAAGGAAUGAUCUGUUAAAGGGAAACACACUUUUCAUUUCAUGAAAUGUAAUGUACUUUUCAUUUUAUUACCAGGUGUUCAACUUCUUUGUUAUUUUACUUGAACAGUAAAAGUUGAUAAACAGAGUGAUCAACAUAUUAAUAACCAAAGGAGAAAAAUGUCCAUCAAAGAUGCAAAAUCAUGGUAAAGUACUAGAAUUAAAAUCUCAGGCUCUGUAUCUACUUCUGUUCUGUUUUAUAUAUUUUCUCCAUAUGAUCAGCUGCAGGGCAUGCUUUAUUUCCUAGCAAAUAAAGUAGCUAAUAUUUGUAUUAGAAUUUUUUCUAAUGUAGCCAUUGCAAGCUAGUAGCAGGACAAUAUGGUGAGUGCCCUUUAUCUUUAGUUCACUUGGGUUCUGUACUUGUCAGCAGAGGCUGAAGUUCCACACAGGUUCAAACUGUGAGCUUUUUUUUCUCUUACAUGCUGCAGAGCUGAACUCUCUUCACCACAGCGGGCCCCUAAUGUACAUGUGUGCAGAUACUGUGGUUGUACUUCAGAGACAGAGACUGAGUUUGUGACGUUAGGAAAUUGUCAUUUAUGUUAUCACAGAAAUUAGACUAAAACCCUGUAUUUAUAAACUAUCCUUCACUCUCAUCUUUUUCUUCGCUGGUUCUCCCUGCCCUCAGCAUCCUUUCCUUCCAUCUUAAAUUCCUGAGUUUUAGUCUAAAGCUAUCAAUCUAUAGUGCAGAGAUGAUGUUCAGCGUGAGACUUGGAACACUUCUUGUUUGCUGUCUGAAAUAUUGCACGGUUUUGUGAUGCACCCCAUGGAGCCAGUGGAUGUAGGGCUUCAGCAGCAGGUGUUCUCCAUGUGCUACUAUGGGGACAAGUGCCAGGGGCAGCCAGGUCCUAAUGUCCGCCUACCUCUGCCCCAGGGAAGGCUGUUCCAGCCCCCAACCACAAAAGGUUGCCUGCCCCUGACUUCAGUGGUUCCACUGCUUUCUGGAUUGUAGUUAUUAGGAACCAGAAGAAUAGUACAGAUAAGCCUCCUAGUAUCUUCCCCUUUGGUUUCAAAACACUGAUUUGAGAUCAUUGGGUCUAGGAUGCCACAGUAUUGAAAAAGGGAGUAGACUGAAUUAUUUUGACUGUAUCUUCUAAAAUGUGUCUGUGAAAGUAUGUCAAUAGGAAGCAAAUCUUACUUUUUCUGCUAUACAGUUUUCCAGGGGGAGUGGGGGGGGGAGGGGGGGGGGGCGGGAGUGUUGUUGAAUAUUACAAAUCUGUCUACAAAAUAAUUACUUGUUUUUCCUGUCCAGACAGUAUUUCUAUCCUCAACUUUCUACAGGUGAGGUGCAUAGGCAGAACCCCAAUUUUGUAUGCAAAAGGUGUUUGUGCAUGCAAAUUGAGAAACACAUUGCUAACUAUGUGUUAUAUCCAAAUGUUGCACAAGAUUGUGAGGCUGAGGCAGCUGUGAAAAAAUAAACUAGAAAAUUCAGGCUUAAACUUUAUUGAAAUACUGCGUAGAAACAGUCAUUAUUAAACAGUGAAGUGGCUUUUCUAAAUAGGUUUGUAGCUAGAUAUUUUGUACGACGUGAUAGUUAAAUGAAAAAGGCAAUAUGUUUUGGGAUUCAUCUGAAUAAGAGGUGCUGUACACUUGUAAGGUAUUUUCUAUUUAUAUCUAAAUUCACCCAUCAUUUUAUCAAUGCCCUUGAAUUUCUGUCUAGCAAAAUCUUUAACCUUCUGAUUAGCUGGGGGGUUUCCUUCAACUUCCUCAUUUAUUGGGCUGUCGUACUGAGAGAGAGAUGCUUAGAAAUCAUUUGGCAAAAUGCUCAGGGCUUGAUCACUUUUUUUGUGGUACAUUUCAGAGGAAAUUUGGUUUCUGGGUGCUGUUUUUAAUAUGUUUUCUAAAUGAUGCUGUCUCCUAUCUGCUUUGCAGAUACUAUCUCAACCUGUAGUAAAUCAGAGGUAAUUAUAAUUCUUUUUGUCUAGAAGUCUAUGAAAAGCUUUUCAAUAAUUGCAUCACUCAUCAGAUUAAAAUUGGAGAGACGAGGUUUAUUUUUAGUGACUGGAGAAGUGGACUCUCAGCAUUUCUGCUUUGCAUGCCAAGAUCUGCUCUCUUAUUCGUUCUUUUUUUAAUUAAAAAAUGCUUGGCAGGCAGAAGGGGAAGAAGGUGUAGGAGGAUGAGAGUUGAGAAAAAGUACUUUUAACCAUUACCGAAAAUGAUCCAGCUUUCCAAAGUCUCUGAUUUGAACGUGACGAUUCUCAAUGGUGCUUUUUUUGAAAACACAGGAAAAGGGAGGUUGUGCCUCAGCAGGGUACAGGUUCUAGGUACUGUCAUGAAAGGAGCUUGACCCCAGUAUGUAUUAAUUACAGCUAAGAGGAAUUGUGUAUUGGAAGCUUUGACUUCAUUAGUCUUUUCUCCAGUUAAGGGGUUUAAAAUACAUUUUUCAAAAGAUGUGUUUCUGUUCAGACUGGUAUUUUACAGCAGGGGUGCUCAGCCUACAGCCCAUGGGCCAAAUGUGCCCCAUAGAGCCAUUGCUUCUGGCUGGCAGGGCUCUCCACAGGUCAAGAAACUUGGCAAUGGGGUAGCAGUGGCAAUUAAUACCGCCAUCACUCCCUGGCUGCCAAAUUCCAAAGCCUGUUGGCCAGAUUAGAGCCAAACCAUGCCCCGUUCCCCCACAUAGGGCCAGACCAGGCCACGCUCCCUUCCCCACACUCAGCUGGAUUGGGGCUGGGCCAUACCCCCUCCCUCUGCAUGGGUGGAUCGGGGCCGGGCUGCCCCCCCACCCCCUCCAUGCAGCAGGAUGGGACCCCAGUGCACCCCCACUAGGUCCCGGAUCAGGACCACUGGCCAGAUCUGGCUUGCAGAUGGACUGGGCACUGUCCAUCCAGUCCACCGGGCAAAAAGUUUGAGCACUACUGUUUUACAGUAUUAACUAGUCCUAAAUUGAAUCUGCAAGGCACCAAGAAGGGCCAGUCUUGCAGCUAGAGCCCACUGUCUGUCUGCUGUUUACAAAGAAUUUCAAGUGGCAGUCACCACCUACCUCGCCGUCAGUGGAUCUGUGCUGGGAGUUUCCGUCAGAAAGAAUCCAGAGUGCAGAGAUUCUUAGAUUCCCUAAUAACAAGACUCGAGUCAUGCUUUAGUCAAGCUGAAAUUAGUGGGACACAUUACAAAGUGGUCAGUGAGCGAAAUAUAAUGGCCUAGGAGAUGUAGGAGGUCAGACAUGAUGGUCCCUGCUCGUCUUCAAUUCUAAAUCGGGGGAACUUCAUGCAUUAGAAGAUGUAGGUUCGAAGGCUCAUGUAUUUCUUGCCAAUAGCAUGAGUACAGGGAGCAAAAAACAUCUGAAAUUAAGGGAGAAGCCGCAAGAGGAUGAAGAUAAAGGGCUCCUCUGGGCAGUACGGUUGCCUCACCAAACCAGAGGGAUUUCCCUGUCGGAGAACAGUGCUGGUCCUGCUGGCAGGUUCUGUCAGGCUGCUGGAAGGGAACCCUUGGGGGAAAUGUUGAAGUUUGGAUCGUCCGCCUGAGUCUGCCUGCUCUCUGGAGGUGUCCCAAGUACCCUAAGAUUUUUGCCCUGCCAUUGAGUACCAUAGGUGUGAUGUGUCCUGAUCCAGCCAUUCCUCCUUCCAAGAGGAAGUUCCAUGGAAAACCCAGUGAGAAGGAGAUUGUGGUCUUCCUGUGCCUUGUGUGAGCAGCCAGAUUUGUAAAGUGCAGUGACAUUUUCUAUAGGACCAACUGUACAUCUGUGAGAGACGAUGGCUUUCGGGUACAAAAUGACUUUCCUUAGGUCUGCGUGCCCCGUUUGGUUAUUUUCUGGAAAUAAGAACAAAAAAACCCCCAAACUAGCAAAACCCCAGUGUGACUAGGCAGCAUCUUUGUUUCUAGAUCUCUGCAUCUGCAAGCGCUUGAAAAGGCAAAGGCCAAAUAGAUCACUGCUUAGCAAUCUCUGAUUGUCUCUCGUCAGUUGAUUCGCAUUGCAGUGUCAGCGUUCGACAUUCCAGUACAUGUUAGGUGUUGUCAAAAACUAAACCUCCUCACUGAGAUCAGGCAGGGGUUGAGAGUGGUUUACAGUAUUCGGGGCAGGGAGAUGUGGUAUAACUGCAGAAAUGUUCCGUGGUAUGAAACUUUUGUAGUCCAGAAUACUUGGAAAUGGUUUCAUCUUUCCUAUUUGUUCCUGGGAUGGUUAAUUCUUCCCUUGGUAGCAACUUCAAAGAAGAACAUUAUUGUCCAACCUCAUGACGGUUUUGAAUUAUUUUUCUGUUACCUACAGCUAGCUUGCAGUCCCUGCUGCCACAUUUGAUCAUGCACCCUGAUAGCACAGUAAAGUGAUUGAAAUAAAAAUGUCAUUAAAUCACAUGGUCUUAGGGACCCAAUACUGCCAGUCACUGAGUGCCCUUAACUCCUGUUGACUUGAAUCAGAUUUUUGACUGGGUAAAGUCUGUAGGAUUUGGCCCAUCACACUCCCCCAAUAAUUUGUGUUCAGUGUAGAUUUGCGUGCUGCAGCAAGAGCCUAACCCAUUUCCCACUGACUUUGGUUAAGGCUCUACAUCACCAUUUUUCCUGUUCAUUAAACAUAGUUUGUGCUAUGUUAUAAGGCUAGAGCAGAGUGGUGGUAUACAAGUAGUUUUAUAUGGAUACAGUGAACCUGAUAUUAUGGUAUUAAAAAGUGGCGUACCAAGGUAUUUCAUAUAAUGACUUGUGGCUGUUAUUUGAAUCACUUUUCUAUCUAAACUCCUUUAAGCACAACUUAUGAAUAAGCAAGAAUAAAGCUUUGAAAAUGAAGAAAUUAAGGUCAGAAGCAGACCUUCUCCUUUUUAACGGUUUGUUGAACAAAUUGCUUCUUUUGCUUUCAUAACAGCUUGAGGUUCAUUUUAAAUGAAUCGAUUUGAUUUUUGUUAUAUAAAAGUUUGGAAGAAUGAGGAAUUGAGAUGUGCUCUUGCUUCAGCCUUGUUGUAUAAGGUUUUCUGUUCUCUUGCAUGACACAACCUCUGUCGUGCUGCUGAUAUGUAGCACUUUUCAAGUAGAUCUGUUAAACUGUGCAAUGCAUUUUUUAUAUUUACUACCAAAAUAAUAAAUGUUAUUUUUUGGAAGAAA
Molecule: messenger RNA, 8142 nt
Organism: Alligator mississippiensis (American alligator)
Lineage: Eukaryota; Metazoa; Chordata; Crocodylia; Alligatoridae
Gene: MLXIP
Product: MLX interacting protein
Exons: 17
Coding region: 22-2724 (900 amino acids)
Biological process (GO): regulation of transcription by RNA polymerase II
Cellular component (GO): nucleus
Molecular function (GO): DNA-binding transcription factor activity, RNA polymerase II-specific; RNA polymerase II cis-regulatory region sequence-specific DNA binding; protein dimerization activity
Source: RefSeq, a predicted model, not a curated record